Molecule: messenger RNA, 5890 nt
Organism: Chlamydomonas reinhardtii
Lineage: Eukaryota; Viridiplantae; Chlorophyta; Chlorophyceae; Chlamydomonadales; Chlamydomonadaceae
Exons: 16
Coding region: 565-5472 (1635 amino acids)
Biological process (GO): ERAD pathway
Cellular component (GO): endoplasmic reticulum membrane
Molecular function (GO): protein binding
Source: RefSeq, a predicted model, not a curated record
CUCUUAUAGCAAAUUUAUAGAUAGCACGUCGCUGAACCUUGUUUGAUAGAACCUCGUGACCACCGGCCGAACUUUGGCCAACUCGCGACCCACGCUUAUUUAUCUGUCCUUGGCGUUGCUGGGAGCCUACUCGUGAUUUUAAAUUAUUCGCUUCGCGUCUUUCGCCGGAAUGCCUGUCUUAUCGACAGUAUGAGACACCGUCUCUGGAGCUUGUUGCUUCUCUGCAGCUUUGCCCUGCUCGCGCCAGCAAGAGGGCAAGGCGCAGAGGGGCAACCAGGACAUCUUGACGGUCAGGCGGCGGGAGAGGGCUGGCGCGCUCACGAGGCUGUGCCAGGAGCAGCAACGGGCGAGCCGCACCAGUGGCAGACUUGUGUUGAUGGUGCAUGUAGCGCCGAAGCAUCUGCGGGGGCGCCUGGGCAAUACCAGGCGGGCGGCCAAGGCUACGCUGGUGUGCCCGACCCACAUGGAGCCCAGCCGGAGGCCGCUGACCCACAUGGGGCCCACGAUGCGGCGGCAGCCGACACGUACGCGGAUGACUUGAGGUACGCCGCCGCUUACGCCAGCAUGCAGGACUUCGCGUAUGCUGGCGAGGAUCUGGAAGCAGCCAUGGCGGUGGAGGAGCAGCUCUACUACCCUGACCCGGAGGAGCUCCAACGGUAUGAGCAGGAGCUGCAGGAGCUGCAGCAGGCGGAGCAGCAACAGCAGUACCCGCAUCAACACCAUAGCGAUGCUGCGGAGCAGCUGAGCGGCGGCCAUUAUGCGGCUGCUCAAGCCGAUGAGGUGUACACCUCGGGCUCGGAAGAGGUGUUCUACCCGGACCCCGAGGAGCUGCUAAUGUAUGAGCAGGAGCAGCUCCAGGCGGAGCAGCGGCUGGAGCAGCAGCAGCAGCAACAGCUGCAGGACCCGUACACGCAGUAUGAGCAAUUAGAACAGCAAGACCCCUACGCGCAAUAUGAAGAGCAGCAACAGCAGCAACAGCAGCAACAGCAGCAGCAGCAGCAACAUGACCCGUACGCGGCGGCUCAGUACGAGCUGCAGGAAGACCCGUAUGCGCUGUACGACCAGCCGCCGGGCGAGCCGUUCGACGGGUCCACCUACGUGGCCGGGGAGGAGCAGAUCUUCCAGCCCGACCCAGAUGAGCUUCGCAUGUACGAGCAGGAGAUACAGCAGCUGCAGGCGGACUCGCACCUUGCCGCCGAGUCAGCGACGAUGUACGAGUUUGAGGUCGCCUCGCAUCAUCAGCACGCGGACGCCGCAGCAACGGACUGGCCAGGCAGUCAGCACGACGCAGCCGAGCACGAGGGCGCUGGGGCUUGGCAGGAGGAGCCUGGCGCGGGGUACACGGAUGUCCCGGCAGCUGGCAGUGGGGACUAUGAUGCUGACUUUCAGGAGGCCCUGCGUGCAGAGCAGGCGGCAGAGUAUCAGCGGCAGUUUGAGGAGCAGCAAAUGCGCGACCUGUACCUGCAGCAGCAACAGCAGGAGCACGGGCAGGGGGUUGCUGUGGAACAGCAGGGGCAGCAGCAACAGCAGCAUUUUGAGGCAUACAACCAAGAGGCAGCUGCAGGAGAGUAUUAUGCUGAGCCGCAGACCCAGCAGCACUGGGAUUACGCAGGCCAGCACCAGGAGCAGUACCAGUACGAGGAGCAGCAACAGGACGCUGCUCAUGACGCGGACGUUGCUGACGCACAUGCUGUGCCGCAGACCCAGGAGUGGGGCGUCGAAGGCCAGCAGUACCAGCAUCAGCAAGGCGGUCAGGAGGGCGUGCCCGCGGGCGGGCAUGGCGGGAACGGCUGGGGUGCGGCUGGUGGCGUUGCCGCUGGCGAAGCUCAGCAGGUGCAGCCCCACCAGCAGCACCAGCAUGAGCAGAUGCAGCAGCAUGCAGGCAGCGAGCCGGUGCAGGUGGACGGGCACCCGCACGAGCACGCGCGGCAGAUUCACCAGAUGCUGCAGCAGGAGCAGGAGCAGGCGCAGGCGCAAGAGCUGGCGCAGGAGCAGGGGCAGGAGCAGCAGCCGGCGCAUGCCACGGAUGCGGAGGCGUCGGCGCUGGUCGACCAGGCGGCGGCUGCGGGGCACAGCACCUCGGAUGCCAGCGCUGUGGACGCCGGCGGUGCAGACGCCGGCAACGCGGUCGCUGGCAACGCGGAGGCCGUGGCUGACUCUGUGUCGGGGGACCAGCCGCAGCGGCCGCCGCUGCCAGCCACGCACGCCCAUCUGGAGUUUCGCAUCAAUUCGGCGCUGGGCGACCUGAAGCCGGAGGAUGUCCAAAAGAUGGUCAAGAGUGCCCAGAAGCUGCUGUACGCGGAGCCCACGGCGCGCAACACGCGUGACGGCGCGGCGCGACUGCGUGAGGUGGACGCGCUGGUGCAGAAGGCGCUCCCCAACGAGCCAGUGACGCGUGCGCCGUGGCCAGCGCCACCGCCUCCCCAGCCUGUGGGCGGCGAGGGCGCCGAAAGUGCCGUUUCCGAGGCGCCCAUCCCGCUGCCCACGCGGCCGCCGCGGUCGCUGGCCAACGAGGUGGCCACCAACCGCAUCAACGGCCUGUUCAAGGCCGCCACCGCCACCUUCCAGCUGGCGGCGCUGCGGGAUGCCGGGCUGCUGCCGCAGGACCCGCAUCAAGAGGAGCAGCCCGCAGCUGCGGCGAGCGGCGCUGAGGGGCAGGCGGGCGAGGCGGGCGCUGCAGGAAACACCCAGGCAGCCGAGCAGACCCCUGGCGCCGGCGCAGGCACGGGCCUGGCGCCUCGCGACCCGCUGGCCACCAUGGUCGGCCUUCAUCAGGCGGCGCGGGCUGGCAGUCUGGAGGCGCUAAUGGCGCUGGCUGACCGCCAUGCACAGGGUGUGGGGGCGCCCGCCAGCUGCCCGCGCGGCAUGCAGUUCGCCAAGGUGGCGGCCAUGUACCUGCUGUCGGAGGUGGAGAAGGAGCAGAGGUACGCCGCGCCGCUGAUGCCCGUGUCGCUGCGUGAGCGGCACGCGGACGGCGGCUAUGUGGCGGCGGAGGACGCUGAGAACGGCGCCGACGUCAUCAGCCUGGAGGAGGACAUGGCCAUGCGCGGCAACCCCGACGCCCAGCGGCGCAUGGCCUACCGGCGGCUGGUGGGCCGCGGCAUGGAGGCGGACCCGGAGGGCGCCUUCCACGACUUCCAGGCCGCCGCGGCGCAGGGCGACCCCUACGCCAUCUUCAACAUCGGCUACAUGUACCUGCGGGGCCUGUUCGUGCCCCAGAACUACACAGCCGCCAAGGAGCAGUUCGAGCAGGCGGCGGCCAAGGGGCUGUCGUCAGCGCACAACGGCCUGGGCGUGCUGGCCUGGAACGGCCAGGGCAUGCAAGCCAACCUGACCGCCGCGCGCGAGGCGUUCGAGCGCGGUGCGGCGCUCAACAACAGCGACUCGCUCUACAACCUGGCCACCAUGCACUACCACGGCGCCGGCACGCCCGUCAACCAGUCGCUGGCCAUUGAGUACUUCAAGCGCGCCUUCGAGCACGGCCACUGGCGGGCGCCGUACAUGCUGGCGCUGGCGCACGAGGCGGGCGCGGGCGUGGAGCCCAACUGCACGGCGGCGCUCAAGUACAUGCGCGCCUUCUUCACCGACCGCUCCGCCUGGGGCGACCAGCUCACCGCCGCCGUCAAGCUCCUGGACAAGGGCGACACGUGGGGAGCGCUGGUGUCGUAUGUGCUGGUGGCGGAGCAGGGCAGCACCACCGGCGCGGCCAACGCGGCGUGGCUGCUACGGCGGCGCGCCGGGUACAACGGCCCCGACGCGGACGUGAUUGCCGCCAAGUUCUUUCACAGGGCCGCCCGUCAGGGGCACAGCCCCAGCAUGGUGGAGCUGGGCCACAUGAUCCUGGCCGCCGCGCCGCCCUGGACGCCGCCGCCGCCUCCGCCGGCGAGGGAGGCGGAGAAGGAGCCAGCCAAAGAGGAGCCAGCUAAGGAGGAGCCGGUGAAGGAGGAGCAAGCAAAGGAGGAGCAGGCGAAGGAGGAGCCAGCUAAGGAGGAGCCGGCGAAGGAGGAGCAGGCGAAGGAGGAGCAGGCGAAAGCAGAGCAAUUGCAGACAGAGAGCAGCGAGCACAAACCAGCUGAAGCCACGGAGGCGGCUGCCGCUGUGGGCUCAGAGGUCCAGGGCGUCGCCCAGGAGGCUGCCGCCGGCCAGCCUGUUGCCGAUGUGGCCGCCUCGUUGGCCCAGCAGGACGCUACCGCGGCCACGGACUCGACCUCACCCAGCAGUGCAGACAACAGCGCAUCUGGCUCCGCGGCGGCGGCAGCCGCUGACGCCGGCGCUGCGGGCGGCGCUGCUGGUGUUGCCGACGGCGCUGCUGCAGACGGCGCUGCUGCUUCUGCGGGUGGCGCUGCUGCUACCGACGGCACUGCUGCAGACGGUGCCGCGGCAGCCGGCUCGACUGACGCCAGUGCUACAGCUGCAGGCACCGCCGCCGAGGGUGCGGGCGGCGCAGCCGCCACCGACGCCUCCGCCGGUGCCGGCGCCGCCGUGGGCGCCGCCGCCAACGCGGCUCCGACGCCCAACGCAGCCGACGCCACCCAGAACGUCACCGUCGCCAAUGGCACCUCGCGUGUGCCCAAGUCCAUGUACGACGCGCCGCCGCCGCCGCCCCUGGUUGAGCCGGGGCCGCUGCCCACGGGUCGGGUGGUGCUGGGCGUGACCACGGCCGCCGAGGCGGUGGCCUGGUACCGCGCGGCGGCGGCGGCGGGCGACGCCGAGGGCCUCUUCUACCUGGGCUGGGCCACCUACCACGGGCUGGGCACGCCCGAGAACGCCACCUUUGCACGCCUCCUGUGGCUGCGCUCCUUCGAGGUCGCGGGCAUCCGCUCCACCCGCGCCAUGGCGCCGCUGCUGGCGCUGGCCGGCAUGCGGCUGGACGGCUGGCUGGCGCCGGCGCUGGGGCCGCACGCCACCGCGCGCCUCUACAACAGUCUUGAGCGUGGCCACGAGGCGGCGAUGGCCUGGGCGCGGCAGUCGCCGCUGAUGGAGAAGCUGGGCGCAGCUGCCGGCAAGGCGGCGGGGGCGCUGCAGAAGCUGCUGGUGGCCGCGCCCGAGCAGGGAGCUGGCGGCGUGGGCGCAGGAGAGGGCGCUGGGGCGGGUGGGGAGGGGGAGGGAGCGGAGGCGGGAGACGGGGUGGGAGGGACUGGCGGCAGGGCGGGGUUGGAGAGCGGCAUCGUGGCCCUGUGGGGCCGCUUCCUAGACGGCGUGGCCGCCAGUGCCAGGUACGCCUGGCGGCGCGUGGAGCGCGGCGAGGUGGCGGAGCUGGCGGCGGAGGCGGUGGGCACUGCGCGUCGCUGGCUAGGAGCUGGCAGCAGCGGCGGGAGUAGCGACGGCAGCAGCAGCGAAGGCGGCGGUGGCGCGCCGCCGCCGCCGCCGGGGCUGCUGGCGAGUGAGAACGCCCUAAUGGCUGCCAUGACGGUGGCGCUGGUGAUAGUGCUGGUGGUGCGGCGGCGGCGCCUCGCGGGCCGGACGGCAUGAGCGGCGGCGCCGCGUUUGCUAGGUUAGUAGCCGUGUGCGUGUGUGCGUGUGAUCAAGCUUGUGUGCAUAGGUGUGUGACCGCAGGCUGGCGUCAAGAGGGUUCAUGAACAUCGUGACACUGCGCAUGGAGACAUUGAUCAGGCUUGAGGUGUGCAUGGGUUCCAAAGCUCCGGAGGGCUUGGUUGGGAGGAGUGAUCACUGACACCAUCAUGACCUAAAGUGCAACACUGUUUCUUGGUACUUGGAACGCACUAAACAGACACAGUGCGGGGCUGGACUGGUGGCACUGGUCAUAGCAGGCAUGGCAAGCGCUUUCUUGUGUGCAGAACGCGCACAGCAUGUAACGUGAGGUUCUGCUCUUGCAGUGAAAGCAUGAGUUGUUGCAACUACCCAGUGUCGGCUGUAAGCUGAUUGUGCU